Sceloporus undulatus (fence lizard) is the source of this 2632-nucleotide messenger RNA. It is a transcript of the gene HACD2, whose product is annotated as 3-hydroxyacyl-CoA dehydratase 2. Gene Ontology annotation, cellular component: endoplasmic reticulum membrane. The coding region runs from base 62 to 847 and encodes 261 amino acids. Lineage: Eukaryota; Metazoa; Chordata; Lepidosauria; Squamata; Phrynosomatidae. Gene Ontology annotation, biological process: sphingolipid biosynthetic process; fatty acid elongation; very long-chain fatty acid biosynthetic process. Gene Ontology annotation, molecular function: 3-hydroxyacyl-CoA dehydratase activity. The transcript has 7 exons. The record is from RefSeq and is a predicted model, not a curated record.
AGGGGACUGGGAGGAGGAGGAGGAGGCCUGCGUGGGUUCUGAGCAGCAGCCAGCCAUAGCCAUGGCGGCCUCCAGCUCCAGCUCCUCCACUAGCAGCCGCCGGGCGGAUAAUGGCACUGGCGGCCAGCAGCAGCAGCAGCAGCAGGCCUCCUCGUCCUCCUCUUCCCGGCGUCGGAAGAGCCAGGGCCCCUUGGCCACGGCCUACCUGGUCCUUUACAACGUGGUCAUGACGGCCGGUUGGCUUGUUAUAGCUGUUGGUUUAGUCAGAGCAUAUCUCGCCAAGGGUAGUUACCACAAUCUAUACUAUUCAAUAGAAAAGCCUCUGAAAUUCUUCCAAACUGCAGCUUUGCUUGAGAUCCUGCACUGUGCAAUAGGGAUUGUUCCUUCCUCUGUUGUACUGACUACUUUCCAGGUGAUGUCAAGAGUUUUUCUGACUUGGGCUGUAACCCAUAGUGUAAAAGAGGUGCAAAGUGAAGACAGUGUUCUCCUCUUUGUCGUUGGCUGGACAAUCACAGAGAUUAUCCGUUACUCCUUUUAUACAUUCAGCUUAUUAAACCAUCUCCCUUACCUCAUUAAAUGGGCCAGAUACACAUUGUUCAUCGUACUGUAUCCAAUGGGAGUUUCAGGAGAAUUGCUCACAAUAUAUGCUGCUCUGCCCUUUGUCAGGCAAUCUGGUUUAUAUUCCAUUAGUUUGCCUAACAAAUACAAUUUCUCCUUUGACUACUAUACAUUCUUGAUCCUGACUAUGAUAUCUUAUAUUCCAAUCUUUCCUCAGCUGUAUUUUCAUAUGCUACACCAGAGAAGAAAAACACUUUCCCUUACUGAAGAACACAAGAAAUCUGAGUAAUUCCAACUUUUGUUCAGAGCUACGCAUGUGCAUGGGCACAUGCACUGAUACACGCACGAUCCAAAAAAGUGUUCAGAAGUUUAUAAACACUAGAGAGUAUUAAAAUGAGAGUCAAAAUAAAAAGUUUGGUAAACUGCUACACAUUUUUCAGCACUAGUAAUUUUGCAACAAAAGCAUCACUCUGUUUUUUCACCAUGUUCUUUUAAAUGAAAUAUAUUGUUUUAUUAUUUUGUUGUCCCCCCCCUUUUUUUUUUUUUUUUUUUUUUUUUGCUAAAACCCCCUAUUGUGACAUUGUUUUCUUGGUGGUAUGAGGGAUAAAGUGUAUGUGGUGCUCAAACUGGGAUUAUUUUAUUACAGUGGGCCCUUGUUAUCCUCUGGGGUUUGGUUCCAGGAACCCCCCAUGAAUAACAAAAUCUGUGUAUGCUUGAGUCCCAUUAAAUACAAUGGCAUAGUAAAAUUGUGUCCCUUAUUAUAUAAAAUGGAAAAAUCAUGGUUUGCUAUUGGGAACUUAUACUUUUUUGGAAUAUUUUCAAGCCAUGGAUGCUUGAAUCCGUGGAUCAAAAAUCCGUGGUUAAGGAGGUUUGACCGUAUUUAACAGCUUGUCUGCAUGUCACAUACUUAUGUACAUCAUUGUAACAAUAUUAUCUGGAAUGCUUUUAACAUUUGGUCUAGAACUGAUAAUGAGCAGAUUAAUGAAGUCUGUACUGUACUGACUUUGGGUCUGGAUGGGGCUAUACUGCUUGGAAUUCAGGACAAACUCCUACAGAGGGAGACUGGCGGUAUGUAGACUGCAGCAGUUAAUUGGUUGCCUAAACUGCACAAAUGAUAUUUUUCUAAAGAGUGGGGCCUUAAAAUAAUGCAGUGUUGCACAACAGUGUGUUUGAAGGGUGCAACUUAUACCUCAGACUGUGUUGUACUCCUGCUGUUCUUGAAUGUUCCUCUUAUAUGUUUUUUUUUAACUUGACACCUAAUUUUGCUGAAAUGCAUAGAAUACAAUGCACAUGGUAUACAUAAUUUAUAAUGGACACUGAUUUCAUAUGAGAACUAACAAUUUCCAAGAGUUAUGGAAAUGAAAAUAUCUGACAUGAAUGUUCCAUCAUUUAGAAAAGUUCUCUAAACAUCCUUUUCUUAAAGCAAACUUUUUAAAGAGCAAGUUUAAAGUUCAAAAUGUUUUUUAAUGAGGUCAUUAAUAUUGUGCUUAAAGGCACUAUUACUGCUGGUACGUUCAAUUUACUUCAAUGCUUGUUCAUUCAGCGAAUGGUAUUUUUAUAACGUAAACAGCUGGAAAAUGUUGGUCUUUAGUUUAUUAUUAUUAUUAUUAUUAUUAUUAUUAUUAUUAAACAACCUGUUAAGGACAGUCUGGAACAAAAUGCUAAUUGCUGCUUGCCACUUUGUUAACCUGCUGUACUGGAGAGGGAAAUAUUACUUCUUAAAAUGACUAAGUUUUAUUUAUGCUUGAAUAGAGAAAAAAAUUGUUAAUUAUUACCCCCACGUGAUGCCUGAAGAAGAGAAAAAAAAUUGAUAAAUUUAAUCUUUUUAAUGUGAAAUACAAUGGAAAACAUCAUUAGUUUUUUUUAAUGCACUAGCAUUGAUCACUCUAUCUAUAAUAUUAAAUUAUAAACUUAAUUACUUUCAUAUGGGAUGUCAUUCCAGUUGGUGUAAUCAUUGAAAGUGACAUCCAGCAUAUUUUUCAUUCAUUCCAUGGCACCAGUUCAUAUCACCCCACAAUGUCAUACUUUAUCUUUUGUUCUCCAGCAUUAUAAAAAAUGAUUUGAUUCUCCAGUC